This is a messenger RNA of Cladocopium goreaui, 934 nucleotides long. The record is from the annotation of a GenBank genome assembly. Lineage: Eukaryota; Dinophyceae; Suessiales; Symbiodiniaceae.
UGGUUUCGGAACAAUUGAACUGAACGCCCGCGUUUCAACAAUGUCGGGCGAAGAUGGCAGCAACAAGCAGGCUAACAACAGGUGGCGGGUCUUGGCAGGUGCAUCUGUGGUUUCCACUUCGAUUGGGCUCUAUUUGAGGUUUCAUCACCUGCUGUCCAUCGCCAGCUUGAGGAGGAAUCAUGACAGCAUCGUUGAGAUGGUCGACCAACAUCCAGUUUUGGCGCCACUUUGCUACAUUGGCGUUCUUGUUGCUGUGAUCGGCAUCACUUGUCCAGGAGCCACGAUGCUCAGUUUCCUUGGUGGCGUGCUCUUCAAGCAGCCAUAUGCCAGCAUGUAUGCCUACAUUGGCUACAUCGUUGGGGCGACGAUUUCAUAUUUUGUCACAACUUUUGUGCUGGGGGACUACAUGCGGAAACGACUGGCCGCAAACUCCCAGCUCUAUCAGAAGUUCGAGGCCAAUGUCCGUCGCAAUGCCUUUGCUUACCUUGUAGCUGCGCGCUACACCAUGGUCUUCCCUUUCUUUUUCGUGAACGGAGCAGCCGCCUUGGUCGGGGUUCGAUGCAGGACUUUCAUUGCCGCGACCUCUGUGAGCUGUAUUCCGGGCUCCGUAAUUUACACCACUGCAGGGGGCGCGCUGGCCAACUUGCUACAUAAAAUGACUGAUGAUGAGGAACUGGACAAAAGUCAGUUGAUUUGGGCAGCUCUGAGUGAUAGCAAUGUGAAGAUUUGCAUGGCGGGCGUCACAUGUGCGCUCAUGGUGGUAGCCAUCAUCCAGUUCACUCAGUCGGAGGAGAAAUCCAAGGGAUCCUGAAAUCCUGUCCUGAGCUGAAACGAGUCGCUGCAUGGUGGGGCCCCACUGGAAAUGGCUUCAAGCCAAGCCUUAGAGCCUUGGUCCAUUUCCGGAAGGUUGGCCGACUCACAUGGAGAAAAAAAA